Sardina pilchardus (European sardine) is the source of this 1154-nucleotide messenger RNA. RefSeq lists its product as uncharacterized. Gene Ontology annotation, molecular function: single-stranded RNA binding. Lineage: Eukaryota; Metazoa; Chordata; Actinopteri; Clupeiformes; Clupeidae. Bases 18 to 1154 code for a protein of 378 amino acids. Gene Ontology annotation, biological process: retrotransposition. The transcript has 6 exons. Gene Ontology annotation, cellular component: ribonucleoprotein complex. The record is from RefSeq and is a predicted model, not a curated record.
AAGUGUUCCAGCUGUAGAUGAGGCGUUUCUGCUGCUUUGUGAUGUCGGUCAGCAUGAAGGUGUUCAUCUCCUCCAUCCUGCUCCUGCUCUCAGGUGUGAGCUCGGUAUGCUGUGUGGGGACAGUGAAGGGGUCUGUGGGAGAAAGUGUGGGAAUCAAUUGUGUAUAUCCUGAAGAAUAUGAACUCCAGUCAGUGUACCUGAAGAAAAUUGAUGGAUACAUUAUCAUUGAAAUAUUAAAAAGCCAUGGGAAAACAUAUACCAAAGGCAGAUACUCUCUGUAUCAUGACACAGAGAGCAGAAUAAUCACUGCUACAAUACACAACCUGAACAUAGAGGAUGCUGGGACAUACAUAUGUGUGCCUACUUCAAUGGACGGUAACAAUGAAGAGGAGUAUCUUUACACAGAAUUCAGGCUGGAGGUGGAGCAGGCCCCUCCCACCCCCACACCACCACUGACCACAUCAGCACACAGCAGCCCUACAGGUGACACUCUCUUGUCCAGAGACACAGGAGCAGGUGGGAUUUGUACACAUUCAGAAGAAGGCCAUCUUACAUUUGUCUUUGUGAGACUGGUAGCAGCUGCUCUGUGCUUUGCUCUGCUGCAUUCAGCUUCCAUGCUCAUGAGAAACAGAGGGAAAGGAAAAGAAGAGAAGGGUUUGGACUUGGAAAGCCGUAGUCGCCGUCAGAAUAUACGCCUAAUUGGAAUAGAGGAGGGGAAAGAGGGGAACAACCCGCGACAAUUCUGUGCGGCUGCAUUGAAGGAGAUAUUGGACCUGGAAGACACACCACGCCUUGACCGUGGCCAUCGUUCGCUGGCACCAAAACCUCGAGACGGUGAGAGGCCAAGGCCGUUCAUAAUUCGAGUACACCACGGAGACGUGAAGGAUCGCAUCCUCCGCGUUUCAAGUCAAAAGAAGCAGCUGUUCUACAAUGAGAAGCGUGUGCACAUAUUUCCCGAUUUUGCACCAGAAGUAGCCAAGAAGCGAGCUGCUUUUGCCGAGGCGAGGCAGCUCCUUAAAGGUAUCAAGGAUGUCAAGUUUGGUCUUCGUUUUCCAGCCAUAUUUCGUGUCACGUUCAAAGGUGAGGAGAAAUCUUUCACUAAUCCCGAACUGGCAGUAUCCUACAUAAAGGAUAACAUCCUCCCAUCAUCAUGA